CAUGGACCCUCAUUCCAUCCUACUGACAUUUUCUUCGCAUUCACUUAAACAUAUUCAGACUCCACGGCAAUUUCUGCCCAACAAUUCGACAACGAUCAUCAUUCAUGACCAUGACGACCAAGACUGUCGUGGCCUUUGACCUAUAUGGCACGCUACUGUCAACAGACUCCAUUGCCAAGCAGUUAGAGAAGCAUUUCGACGCGGCUAAGGCGAAGUCCAUCUCUACGCUCUGGAGACGGUACCAGCUGGAAUAUACAUGGAGACUCAACAGCAUGGGGUGCUACGAGGACUUCUCGAGCAUUACUCGAAACUCGCUGCUCCAUGCCCUGGCAGAACAAGGCGAGGAGCUGAGUGAUAGCGAGAUCGCUAUUCUGAUGGAAGCCUAUGACAACCUAUCAAUAUUCCCCGAUGUGAACCUAGCCCUGAGCCGAAUCGCAACAGAUCCCACCAUCCAGGCCGUGGUGUUCUCCAAUGGGUCUAGGACUAUGGUCUCCAACUCCGUGCUCUGCUCCAGAGACCUAGCCCCGCAAGCCAACGCCUUCCAGGACUUCAUCACAGUUGACGAGGUUCGACAGUAUAAGCCAUCCCGUACGAGUUAUCAGCACCUCGCCCAGAAGGUCGGCAAGCAGCCAUCGCAGAUGGGCGAGGUAUGGCUUAUAAGUGGUAACCCAUUCGACAUCGUUGGUGCACGUAGUGUGGGCAUGCACGCGAUCUGGAUUGAUCGAGCCAACAGAGGAUGGCAGGACGCUGCUAUGCCGAAUCUGCGGCCCACGGCUAUUGUAUGUAGCUUGGGGCAUAUCGUGGAGGAGAUCAAUCGCCACCGCAAGUCAUCCUAUUGA
This is a messenger RNA of Talaromyces proteolyticus, 839 nucleotides long. RefSeq names its product HAD-like domain-containing protein. Gene Ontology annotation, molecular function: hydrolase activity, acting on halide bonds, in C-halide compounds. Lineage: Eukaryota; Fungi; Ascomycota; Eurotiomycetes; Eurotiales; Trichocomaceae. The transcript has 2 exons. The record is from RefSeq and is a predicted model, not a curated record. The coding region runs from base 105 to 839 and encodes 244 amino acids.